Messenger RNA from Rattus norvegicus (Norway rat), 8401 nucleotides. It is a transcript of the gene Drp2, whose product is annotated as dystrophin related protein 2. Gene Ontology annotation, molecular function: zinc ion binding. Lineage: Eukaryota; Metazoa; Chordata; Mammalia; Rodentia; Muridae. Gene Ontology annotation, cellular component: plasma membrane; postsynaptic density; dendrite. Gene Ontology annotation, biological process: central nervous system development. The record is from RefSeq and is a predicted model, not a curated record.
CUUGGCAGAGGUUCUCAGGAGACAGCUCUAUCAGGCUCCUGUCAGCAUGCACUUCUUGGCAUCAGCAACAGUGUCUGGGUUUGGUGGCUGCAUAUGGGAUGCAUCCCCAUGUGGGGCAGGCUCUGGAUGGUGAGAGUCCUGAAUCUUUCUGAGAUACUUCCUUUGCCCACUGCCCCCCACACUCAACAAAGCUUCCCUGGGUGGGCAUUCUUCAGUGUGCAGUUGUGAAUGACAUGGCACAGUCCCUCUUUUCUGUUUUCAUGUAUGUUUUCUUCCUGUAGGAUUAUUGUCUCAAGGAUCUGGGGUAUGGGUAGAGAUCCAUUGUGGAUGGGGCAUGGGUAGCAAACAUCGUAGCCACAAAGACCAGAAAGAGAAAACAACUGAUGGGAAAGAAAACAAUUACUCUUCAUGAUUCGGUGGGAGAAAGGGGCUCUAGAGAACAGUGUGGGCGCUGGAUGGGAGUUAGGAAGAAGAAAGAGCGCUGGAGAAGAUGAAAGGCUACCACUGAUGGCGCCCAGCUCAUUGUGUGUUCUUCCCCAGGCCUGGUCAUGGCUGGGUCACAAAGGGCUGUUUCCAACUCUGGGGCAUUCCCUGGUCCAAAGGACUUUGUGACACUGGCUUUAGCCCAAUUUUCCUAAUACAAGUAAUGCCUGUAGCUAGGAUCUGCUCCCCACUCUUGGAUACUCAUCCCCUGCCAUCCUCCAGCCAUCCCAGUUGGCUCCACACGGGCCUCUAGAAAGGGUCAGGCAGCUGUGGCAGCUAUUCCUGUAGGCGGACCUCAGCAUGGAAACAAUGUGGAACUGUGGAAAGCCCUGAAAACUGUGGGAGAUAAAUAAGGAUAGCAACAGAAUCCUUUCUGGUAUAAACAUGCUGUUUUCCAAACGUGCUCAUGGGUGGGGCUGAGCUGACGAAUGCUAACCUUUUGUUCAGGCAAGUCUACUGAAGAAGGAAAGUAGUGGUCAUUUCCAGGAGAGGCUCUGCCUCAGCCAGUGGAAUAAUGGAAAGGGCUUCCCUCCAUCCCACCCAGUACAACACAAGCUGGCACAGGAGUGUCUCCAUCCCUGGCUCUCUGCAUGAAGCUACUACAUUUCAUUGUCUCGCAUCCUCAUUACAGAGACCUAAAGGGAUGGCCCGGAGCCCGUCAAGUCACUCAGUCCAUUAGGGUAUAGAGGUCUACUGAUCAUGGCUUUCGCUCUACCUUUCAACUCUCAAAAGCAGGGCGAAGCACUGCCUUGUUUUCACAGUGGCCUCCAGUGAAUCUUCUGGCCUCUGUACUCACGGAGGAUAAGCAAAUGCAGAGGGAUUCUGCUCCUCCAGCUUCCCAAUGCAGCAUUCCAUGACCCUGUGGCCAGGUGGGCCACACACCUUCCUCCCUGCCUUGGGGGAGGUUCACUUAGAUGAGAACAAGGCUUACUUCCCAAGAUCAUCUUCCAUUAGGCGUUGUAAAACUUGCCUUCAAAAAUGUAUUUGCUGAACUUGUCUUAUCUUUGUGUCCACUUCAGAGCAGGGCUGGGCCUGGAGGCGGUGAGUACUUUGUGUCUUCCAUAGAAAGGGAAAGUUAGUCAACAGGAGCUGCCCUCUCCACACCCCUUCUCAGCACCAUAGAAUGCCCAGUCCCACUCCCACAGUCCUUGCCAGCCUGGGAGCUAGCUGGAAUUCCCGGCAACAAAGCUCUGAUUCACUGGGUAGGCUCGGACAUGGCCGCCUCCUCUAGAUUCCUGGGGGGUCAGUAAACAAACAGGGUAGCAGCCCCUGCCUCCUGGCCUGGCUCAGCUCUGCCUGUCACCCAGAGCACGCUUGCUCAGAGCUCUUCAAGAUUCUGCCUGUCUGCACUCACCAAACACGGGGUCCCGAUUCCUGCUGAGGGAAAACCAUGGACCACUCUGAUCCUGCAAUGGACUCCUCAGGCGGCACAGGUUAGAGCUGCGGUCACCAUCCCUGCACCACCUUGGGAUGGUGCCGGGGAUCCCUGCCUAAGUCCAAAGCUCUUGAACGGGUCUGUUGGAGCCGUUGGCCCCCUGGAACCAUCAGCCAUGAAUCUGUGUUGGAAUGAAAUAAAAAAGAAGUCUCACAACCUCCGCGCUCGCCUAGAGGCCUUCUCAGACCACAGUGGAAAACUUCAGCUCCCACUCCAAGAGAUUAUUGACUGGCUCAGCCAAAAGGAUGAAGAAUUGUCAGCUCAGCUGCCCUUGCAAGGGGAUGUGGCCCUGGUACAACAGGAGAAGGAGACACAUGCUGCCUUUAUGGAAGAAGUGAAGUCUAAAGGCCCCUAUAUCUACUCUGUGCUGGAAUCGGCACAGGCUUUCCUGUCUCAGCACCCAUUUGAGGAAUUAGAGGAGUCUCAUUCUGAGAGCAAAGAUACCUCCCCAAGACAGCGGAUUCAAAACCUCAGUCGCUUUGUGUGGAAGCAGGCAACAGUGGCCAGUGAACUGUGGGAGAAGCUGACAGCCCGCUGUGUGGAUCAGCAUCGCCACAUUGAGCACACCCUGGAACAUCUAUUGGAGAUCCAAGGGGCAAUGGAGGAACUGAGCAGUACUUUGACCCAAGCAGAGGGAGUCCGAGCCACAUGGGAGCCCAUAGGAGAUCUCUUUAUCGAUUCCCUCCCAGAGCAUAUCCAAGCCAUCAAGUUAUUCAAAGAAGAAUUCUCUCCUGUGAAAGACGGGGUGAAGUUAGUGAAUGACCUGGCCCACCAGCUUGCUAUUUCUGAUGUGCACUUGUCAAUGGAGAAUUCAAGGGCUCUGGAACAGAUCAACGUCCGCUGGAAACAGCUCCAGGUGUCAGUUGCUGAGAGGCUUAAACAGCUCCAGGAUGCCCACCGGGACUUUGGGCCUGGGUCACAGCACUUCCUCUCCACUUCUGUUCAAGUUCCCUGGGAAAGAGCAAUUUCUCCCAAUAAAGUCCCCUACUACAUCAACCACCAGGCUCAGACCACAUGCUGGGACCAUCCCAAGAUGACCGAGUUAUACCAAACCCUAGCUGACCUGAACAACAUCAAGUUCUCAGCUUACCGCACUGCCAUGAAGCUCCGCCGAGUCCAGAAGGCCCUGCGCUUGGAUCUGGUAACUUUAACUACAGCUCUGGAGAUCUUCAAUGAGCACGACUUGCAGGCCAGUGAACAUGUAAUGGAUGUGGUGGAGGUCAUUCACUGCUUGACUGCCUUGUAUGAACGACUGGAGGAGGAAAGAGGCAUCCUGGUCAACGUGCCGCUGUGUGUAGACAUGAGCCUCAACUGGCUCCUCAACGUUUUUGAUAGUGGCCGCAGUGGAAAGAUGCGAGCAUUGUCCUUUAAGACUGGCAUCGCAUGCCUGUGUGGCACUGAAGUGAAAGAAAAACUUCAGUAUCUCUUCAGCCAAGUGGCCAAUUCAGGCAGCCAGUGUGACCAGCGCCACCUCGGUGCCCUGCUUCAUGAAGCCAUCCAAGUGCCCCGUCAGCUGGGUGAAGUGGCAGCAUUUGGGGGCAGCAAUGUGGAGCCCAGUGUCCGUAGUUGCUUUCGCUUCAGCACUGGCAAGCCAGUCAUUGAAGCUUCCCAAUUCCUGGAGUGGGUCAACCUGGAGCCCCAGUCUAUGGUGUGGCUGGCUGUUCUUCAUCGGGUCACCGUUGCUGAGCAAGUGAAGCAUCAGACCAAGUGUUCUAUCUGUAGACAGUGCCCCAUCAAAGGGUUCAGGUACCGGAGUCUGAAACAAUUUAACGUGGAUAUCUGCCAGACCUGCUUCUUGACAGGCAAGGCCAGCAAAGGCAACAAGCUCCACUAUCCCAUCAUGGAGUAUUACACACCGACCACAUCUAGUGAAAACAUGAGGGACUUUGCCACAACCUUAAAGAAUAAAUUUCGCUCCAAGCAGUAUUUCAGCAAACACCCUCAGCGAGGUUAUCUGCCUGUGCAGUCAGUACUGGAGAGCGACUGCAGUGAGACACCUGCUUCUUCCCCGAUGUUGCCACACGCUGACACACACUCUCGAAUUGAGCAUUUUGCCAGCAGGCUUGCUGAGAUGGAAAGUCAAAAUUGUUCCUUUUUUAAUGACAGCCUGUCCCCGGAUGACAGCAUCGACGAGGACCAGUACCUGUUGAGGCACUCCAGCCCCAUCACAGACCGAGAGCCGGCCUUUGGACAGCAGGCUCCGUGCAGCAUGGCCACAGAAAGCAAGGGGGAACUCGAGAAGAUCCUGGCCCAUUUAGAAGAUGAGAACCGGAUUCUUCAGGGAGAGCUGAGGCGCCUGAAAUGGCAGCACGAAGAAGCAGUCGAGGCACCUACCCUAGCUGAGGGCUCUGCUGAAGCAACCCCAGACCACCGCAAUGAAGAGCUUCUAGCUGAAGCCAGGAUCCUGCGGCAGCACAAGAGCCGCCUGGAGACACGCAUGCAGAUCCUUGAAGACCACAACAAGCAGUUAGAGUCUCAGCUGCAACGCCUGAGAGAGCUGCUCCUGCAGCCACCCACUGAAUCAGAUGGCAAUGGCUCUGCAGGCUCAUCCCUAGCCUCCUCCCCACGCCAGUCAGAAGGCAGUCAUCCCCGGGAGAAGGGACAGACUACUCCAGACACUGAGGCUGCAGAUGAUGUGGGUUCAAAGAGUCAGGAUGUCAGCCUAUGCUUAGAAGACAUCAUGGAGAAGCUCCGCCACGCCUUCCCCAGUGUGCGAAGCUCUGAUGUGACUGCGAACACUCUGCUGGCCUCUUGAUGGAGUCAUACCCCCAUCCUGUAGUUCAUAGUCCUUUCCUGAUUCUCGUCAAUGCCGUCCCUUAACCUUUGCCCAACCUUUCCAGUAGCCACUGGCCCCACAUUCCUCAGCCAGAGAUAUUUGGGCCUGGGGCAGCAGCAGGGAUCUAAUGGCUUGUGAGAUGUGGUGGAGGAAGAGAGGAGAGCUGUGUUACCUCUGACUCUAGAAAUGUACCCAUUAAUCCUUAAGACUGAACCUGUCCCUUAUGUUAUUCUGCUGUUGCAGCCCAGGCAAAGGCACUUGUCACCCAGAUAAGGAGCAGAAAGUUACCUUGCAGAGCUAAGCAGUGCCCACUGGUCCCUUUCGCUUCUCCAUGGAAUCAAAGAAGGGAAAGCCUAAUGGCCUCGAGGUUCUGCGUUAUUGAUCUCCUACUAUCUGGCCCAACUGAAAGAGACAAAUGGGUAUCCCUGAGACAUUCCUCCAAAGGGCGCCUUAGGAAGUCUAGGCAGUUUAUGUCCUAUUAGUUCAGCUCCAGAGCAUAGUUCUUGAGGAUUCUAUCUACAUGUUUUUUCCUCCAAUAUCUUUAAUUCAUCCUGCCACAGUACCUAGCAGAGCUUCUCUGAUGGAGGAGCAUUUUCAUUGUAGACACGCUUCCACCCUAUAUUUGGAAACAUUAACAUAAAAAAUACUUGUUUCUUUAAAUACCCCCCCCAUGAUCCUAUUUUCUGGUGGCCUUGGCAUCCCAAGAGACUCGUUGAGAUGCUCUGGAAAGCCAUCCGAAGUCACUCUGGUUUUCUGAGUCUGUCCUCACUGAGCUGCUGGCAGGAGUGGCAUCUUCUUCAACAAAGAGGCCUUUACUUUCUCUUUGUGUGUGUGAGAGAGAGAGAAAGAGAAAGGAAAAGAGACCCUCUAUCCUAGAGGAGUAUAAACGAGGAUAUAACCAAUUGAUAGCAUAGGUUAGACUGGGUAAGAUGGCGGAUUGCCCCCAAAUACUCACUGGAAAAGUUCCAACUGACCAGCCUGAAUGGUGAUUCCUGCUUUAAAGCUACUAAACUUGAAUCAGAAAACUGGCCACAUUCCACGCAAAGUGGAAUAGCAGCGAGGUCUUCCUGUAUAUCAAACUGUUGCUAACAAUGAAAGAUGAACUCGGUCCUCAAAAUGAACUAACUUCUCCUCGGCUGUAUACACUCUGACUCCUUUGGCUAGCAACUGUUCAGAACAGAAUGUGGAUGUGGAAAGAGUGGGUUGGAGAACUUGAAGCAGAGGCAGAGCCCACUUUGACUACUUUCUACAGAGGAGAGCUUUCACCCCAGAGUCUUGCAAUGGACUCAAUUUUGAGUUUAUAUAUACAUAUCUAUACUACAUUUCUACUGUACAUCAGUGUUCUCCCAGCCUUACUCAAAUAUUAAAUUCUAAUAGUUCUUAAAGAAUUAGUGUCCUGCCUUGCUCUUUGUUAGCCUCAGUCUCUAGCAGGAAGGGAAGGGAAGGCAUCCUGGCUGGGCCCUUAAGGACGUUUUUCUCUAUACUGAUAUUUGAGGUACAUUGACCUUUAGACCAAUCCAAAGAAAGUCUGUGGCCACAGAGUAAUCUAACAGGAAGAGGCAUUCUGUUCUCUUCACUAUUUCAAACUUUGUUCCACUGAGACUUGAGCCUUAGGUAAAAUUUUCUUACCACCCUUAAAAAGUGAUUUGGGAACCAAAGUAGAACACAUCCAAGCUCUACCCACUCCACACAGAAAGAAUAAAUAAGGCAUAUGUUAGUCUCUGCCAGGCUAAGACAGAAUACAUCCUAUCCCAUUAGGGCCUAAGGUCUGCAUCAUGGCCUUAUAGAAUGCAGUGGUUGUCAUCACAGUCAGGAGAAAGUGAGAUAUUUACAGUUCUGUAUUAUAAUCCAAGCCACAGCACACACAUGGACCUGCUAGGAACCUAGCUUGAUCUGUUCCAGGGAGGUAGAGUAGUAGCUUGGCUCCAGAAAUCAAGAUUGCAUUCUCCCCAACCAAGCCACAGAUUCAAGGGUCAAAUCUCCUGCCUGGAGAUCUCUCAGAAGAACUGGGUAUCUGCUUGUAUUGUGAGCAUUUGGUAGGCAAGCAUCAAACACAGAACCAGGUCAUAGUCAGAAUGAGGCAUCUUUGUAGGAGCCUAGAUUGUGGGCAGGAUUCAAAUAAAUUUGUUGUGGAAUAGGGGACUCAGAAACUAUGAACUGCAUGCCUCCCUAAGGCUUAGGGACAUGGAUACUAUGAAACAAUCUAAGAGUCCUUUUGUAAGCCCCAUCCAAGAGUUCUUAGGCCACCGAGGGUCUGUGACAACUUCAAUGGACUGGACUUGGUAGAGAAGAUGUUGAUCUUGUUAUGUAGAAUUUGUGCUGGAUGUAGACCGAAGCAGCAGGUCAAGGUUGAAGUCUCACUAGGAGAGUCACUGGCACUUUGCCAUCUUGUGUUUACCUGCCAUACCCCAGACGAGUACAUUGCUCAGGGAUCCAGUAGCAGUCACUGCUGCCUAUGUAGGCAAGUUGCCUGCAGUGAUGAAAAUGACUCCUCGGACAGUGUGAGUCCAUACUGGGGUUGAAUUUAGCAAAAUGUGCUCUAUGUUAUUGGGUAUGUUGUGUGUUGAAGGUCCUAAAGGAGCCCUGUGUAAUGUAUAACCCUGCAGUUGAAGGUAGUGAAAGAGUUGCUGGAUUAGUAACCUGCGUUAUGAGAUAGCAUCAGUGACGGGGAAUGUGUUUACUGGAUUUUUUAUCAAAUAAUGUAGGCAAUUUAUUCUGGACAGAAUUUGAUAGAGAGCAAUAAGCCAUUGGGAGGGUAGCUGUGCUUUCGGCUCAGAGUAGCUUCACACUGGUUGGCAAUUGUAAGGGAAGGCUGACUGGCUAGAAGACACAAGACUGUGGUAUAUAGUUCCAUAGUUUUCUACCCAGGAGGCCAUGUGCCCUUCUCUUCAGAAUGCAAGGGUGAGAAUCAAGGUUCUCAAUGUUCCUCACAAGGCCGAGACUCUGGCAGGACUUCACUAUGGAGAAAUCUGAUUGGGAUUCAGGUGUUUUGUGAACUGGUCUGGCAGGUCACAAUAGUGAAAAACAAACCAAGGGGCAAGGCAGAGGCAAAGCCUGGGAAAUUUCUUACCACCAGAUUAAUGUUAAAGACUACUAUUCCUUCCUGGGGUGUGUGUUUUUAAAGGGUUUGGGGGUUCAGUCCCCAGCUUCAGGCUAGAGCAUUUGCUGAACUCACAUUUUCAAUGGCAGAAUUGUGGCCUCUGGGACUAUUUUCUGUUAUUAAUCCCAUCCAGUUUCCCUUGGUACUUUGACAAAUAACCAACAAACUGAGGGACAGUCCUGGAGGAGAACCUAGAGGCAUUCCCCUAAGGCUGUGGAAAUUCAGCUCCUCAGCUGGGUAGUCCAAUCUGUGGGCCUCCCUGCAAAAUCCUGGGACUUGGAAGAAAAAUACUUCAGCAAUUCCUCGCUGUUUUAACUCCUCCUUUAGCUGCCAUUUUUGGAAGGAGACCUGCCAAAUGCCCUUGCUGUUCCCAAGGCAGUAUAAAAGGCAGACUGAAGUUGACUAUGCUGCUUGCUGGCUGCAAGAAUUGAUCACAAGGAUGAAAAUUAGGGGAUAGGGGAGGUGUCAAGGGUGGCAUGCAAAUGUAUUAAAGUUCGGGGUGAAGGGGGCUAGGAGCAAAUGGGUUAAUGUCAGUUGCCACUCACUGUGGUGCUUUUCCCAUUUUAUCCUUGAAUUCCGCUUUGAAGAAUAAAUUUGUAUUUGUUUA